GGUUUGAAAAAUGGCGAUUACUGUAGUCUGAUCUGCAUGUUUAUCCUUAUAAGCGAUGUAGGGAGAAGAAGAGGGGAGAAUUGUUGUGGGGUUCGCAAAGUUAGUCCACUUAGAAACUGUAGGCAAGGAAGAGAACAAGGGGGUUAGCUAGGGGGCAAUAGCUAACCUCGUGUGUGUUUCAUUUUUAAAAUGUCUGAACUAGACGAGUUUAGAGAAUUUAUCCAUGAGCGACUAACAAUGACAGCUUUGGAGGUUUUCAGAGGAGUUGAAAAAAAGCUUACUGUGUACCAAGAAGAAAUCUCUCGAUGCAAGGAGGAGAGCGCUAGGCUACAACGACUGUUGAACAUUGUUACUCAACCCGAGAUCAAACUACACCUAACAGAUGUGCAGCAGCUCUCUCUCUCGAAGCCCCCACAGAUUAAAGAGGAACAGGAGCUGUGGACCAGUCAGGAGGAAGAGCAGCUCCAAGGACUGAAGUCUGAAACCACAGACUCCAUAUUCACACAGGAAUCAGAGCUUUCAAACUUGAAAAUGUCCAAAUUACAAAUGUUGGGAGACAUUUUCAGUGUGAGAUUAACAACAGCAGCUUCAGAGAUGUUUAUAGCCAUUGAAAAAACGUUUGAAGAGUACAGAGAAGAAAUCUCUCGUUCUGAGGAGGACAGGAAACGGCUCCAACGGCUGUGGAACAUUGUUACUCAACCUGAGAUCAAGCUACACAGAACAGAAGUGCAGCAGCUCUCUCUCCUGGAGCCCCCACAGAUUAAAGAGGAACAGGAGCUGUGGACCAGUCAGGAGGAAGAGCAGCUCCAAGGACUGCAGUCUGAAACCAAAGACUCCAUAUCCACUUCUUCCAGUGUGGGACAUGACUGGGAUCAGGAUGGCUUCUCUGAAUGUUCACAUCUUGACCAAGCUGUCCAAGUGGACAACAGAGAAGGAGACUCUCUACCCACCAACACAACUGAGGAGCAAAUCAAAGCAGAGACUCAUGUACAAGACUCUCCAGCACCAGAACCAGGCAGUGACCCUCAGCCCCUCUCUGUUGUAGCUCCAGACUGUCCUGCAGCUCAGAGUUUGGAGGAGGAGGAACAUGGAGGAAUGAUGCCUUUGCUAGAAUCAGUCAAAUCAAGCAGAAAAAGAAAGAACACAGCUCUACCCAUGGAAGGUAUACCACAGGGCAGUUACACAGGAGAUAAACCUCAUCAGUGUCAAGAAUGUAACAGUACUUUUAGUUGGAAAUCUCAUUUGCUUGUUCAUAUGAGGACACACACAAGAGAGAAACCAUUUCAGUGUCAGGAAUGCAACAAGAGCUUUAGAUGGCAGCCUAAUUUGAUCAUUCAUAUGAGGACACACACAGGAGAGAAACCGUUUCAGUGUCAGGAAUGUCACAAAACCUUUAUUUGUAAAACAAAUUUGAUUGAGCAUAUGAAGAUACAUACAGGAGAGAAACCAUAUCACUGUACAGACUGUAACAAGAUGUAUAGUCGUAAAACUGGUCUGGUGCAACACAUGAGGACACACACAGGCGAGGAACCAUUUCAGUGUCAAGAAUGUAACAUGAGUUUUAAAUGGCAUAAAUCCUGGAUUCAACACAUGAGGACACACACUGGAGUUAAGUCUUAUCUGUAUAAAACAAUGUAGCAAGCUUCUUUCUUUUUUUUUGGUGUGACAUGGUGGAACACAUUAAGAUGCACACAAAAUAUACCAUAUUGGUGUCAGUAACAAUGGCACGUUCAGCCGGGAGAACCUUUUUGGUUGCUUAUAUGAGAAGACACAAGGGGCCUUAAGUAGGAAGAAUUGUCAACUUUAGUUUAAUGUUUAUUCAACAGCAGAAAAUCCCGCUGGGCCUGUUUUCAGUAGGAUCACUAGUAAAUAUGAAAUCAAACCGACUGGAAUCUGUUUAAUGUGAGAUCAAAGGGAAUAAAGUUAUUUUCAUGACGU
Molecule: messenger RNA, 1938 nt
Organism: Osmerus eperlanus (European smelt)
Lineage: Eukaryota; Metazoa; Chordata; Actinopteri; Osmeriformes; Osmeridae
Product: zinc finger protein 892-like
Exons: 3
Coding region: 190-1638 (482 amino acids)
Biological process (GO): regulation of transcription by RNA polymerase II
Molecular function (GO): RNA polymerase II cis-regulatory region sequence-specific DNA binding; DNA-binding transcription factor activity, RNA polymerase II-specific
Source: RefSeq, a predicted model, not a curated record